AAAAUCGAUUUAAUAUUUUUGACACUUGGAGUAGACAUUGACAUAAUCAAGACAAGAUAAUUUCGGAAGCAGUUAGAUUUUUUCAAAGCGCAAAAAUGGCAUCUUACCUACAGAGGGCUGCGAAUUUAUAUGUUAAGAAUAAUGUUCGUCUCGCUUCCCAUGCAGCUACAGCUGGUGGACAUGGCGGUGGCUGGAAGUUGUGGAAGAAGCUGUCCUUCUUCGUAGGGUUCCCAGCCGUCGGCUUGGGUAUGCUGAACGCGUAUCUGGGGCACCAGGAAGAUCAUCACGAACGUCCUCCGUUCGUCGCUUACGAGUAUAUGAGAAUUCGUACAAAGCGUUUCCCAUGGGGUGAUGGCCAGAAGUCUCUUUUCCAUAACCCCCACGUCAACGCCCUGCCCAGCGGCUAUGAAGAUGACCAUUAAAAAAGUUGUUAAAUUUACUUUGAGUAUUUAGUUAAAAAAGUGAUAAGUACCUAAUAAAACUGUGAAACUACCUA
Messenger RNA from Melitaea cinxia (Glanville fritillary), 496 nucleotides. RefSeq names its product cytochrome c oxidase subunit 6A1, mitochondrial-like. The transcript has 3 exons. NCBI's taxonomy places the organism in Eukaryota, Metazoa, Arthropoda, Insecta, Lepidoptera, Nymphalidae. The record is from RefSeq and is a predicted model, not a curated record. Gene Ontology annotation, biological process: mitochondrial electron transport, cytochrome c to oxygen. Gene Ontology annotation, cellular component: mitochondrial inner membrane. Gene Ontology annotation, molecular function: enzyme regulator activity. The coding region runs from base 96 to 422 and encodes 108 amino acids.